Messenger RNA from Chiloscyllium plagiosum (whitespotted bambooshark), 887 nucleotides. NCBI's taxonomy places the organism in Eukaryota, Metazoa, Chordata, Chondrichthyes, Orectolobiformes, Hemiscylliidae. The record is from RefSeq and is a predicted model, not a curated record.
UUUUCAAUGCAGCUAAACAGUGAAGGAGACAUUUUUGCAUGUAUGAUCUUUUCUACCUUCUGUUGCAGAUCACUCCUCCGUUGGGAUGUAUGUGCUACUCCUCUCCACCAACAACAAAAUUAUUUAUUGAUGGGAAAUUUAUUGAAUCUCGCACCUCCGAAUGGAUUGACAUUCACAACCCUGCAACAAAUGAAGUGAUUGGCAAAGUCCCAAAGGCCACCCAAGAAGAGAUGCUUGCUGCCUUGAAUUCCUGUCAGCGUGCUUACCCGUCUUGGUCAGAGACCUCAGUGUUGAGUCGGCAACAAGUUUUUUUAAGGUAUCAGCAACUCAUCAAAGAAAACAUGGCUGAAAUUGCCAAGCUCAUCACAAAAGAGCAAGGUAAAACUUUGCCAGAUGCUGAAGGAGAUGUUUUCAGAGGCUUACAGGUUGUUGAACAUACUUGCAGUAUCACAUCUUUAAUGCUGGGUGAGACCUUGCCCUCCAUUACCAAAGACAUGGACACAUUCACCUACAGACUGCCUUUAGGAGUGUGUGCUGGCAUCACUCCCUUUAACUUCCCAGCCAUGAUUCCACUCUGGAUGUACCCUAUGGCUAUGGUGUGUGGCAAUACCUUCCUGCUCAAACCUUCGGAGCGUGUUCCAGGAGCAGCCAUGUUGCUUGCCAAGUUAUUACAAGAUGCAGGAGCUCCAGAUGGAACCCUUAAUAUUAUUCAUGGGCAGCAUGAUGCUGUGAACUUCAUUUGUGACCAACCUGCGAUAAAGGCCAUAAGUUUUGUCGGUUCCAAUCAAGCAGGAGAGUACAUCUAUACAAGAGGUUCUAAAAAUGGCAAGAGAGUGCAGUCAAACAUGGUGAAUAUCCUUUUCAUUCCCUAGUUAUUGGACUUUAUC